This is a messenger RNA of Paramecium tetraurelia, 1341 nucleotides long. RefSeq lists its product as uncharacterized. Gene Ontology annotation, molecular function: protein serine/threonine kinase activity; ATP binding. The transcript has 5 exons. Gene Ontology annotation, cellular component: cytoplasm; nucleus. Gene Ontology annotation, biological process: mitotic DNA damage checkpoint signaling; protein phosphorylation. NCBI's taxonomy places the organism in Eukaryota, Ciliophora, Oligohymenophorea, Peniculida, Parameciidae. The record is from RefSeq and is a predicted model, not a curated record.
AUGUUACCCUAUGAGAAUGCACUUUUCACUGUCCAAGUCACAAGAAAACAUUUCUUCAAAGAUAAAAACUAUUCUUUGUAUUUGUUCUCUGAUGAACUUGUUAUGACUGAUGAUAUCAUGAAAUAACCCAAGUAUAAUCUCAAGAUGAAUCUCACUACAACAAUUAAAUGGAUUCUAGAGGAAAAACGCAUUGUGGGUUUCGAAUUUACAUAUAACAAUGGUUUCAAGAUAGUUUAUGGGCCAAAACUCAACUUGUUAAAAGAAAUGAUUGCUGGAAAAAUAUUUUACCAGCCAAUUCUUUCUUUUUAUCAAUUUCAAAUGGAAAUGGGAAGUGGCAUGACAGGAUCUGUCUACAGAUGUGUUGCCGCAGACAAUGCCAAUUUAUAUUAUGCCAUCAAAAAGAUCGAUAAAUUGAAAAUUGCCCAACAUGAAGGUGGAAUACCUUAAUUAGUUCACGAACUCUCUCUUUUAUCUUCCCUAUCCCAUCCUAACAUAGUCAAACUCAAAGAAACCUACGCUGACAAUUAAUAUUAUUACAUCAUUAUGGAAUACAUCAACGGCAGAACCCUGUAUUCAGAACUCUCAAGUAGACAGUAUGGAUUAUCCAUAGCAGAAACCAUCAAAAUCAUGAAAGAACUUUUGGAUGCAGUUUCAUAUAUCCAUGAUAAGGGAGUAAUGCAUAGAGACAUCAAUCCACUCAAUAUCAUGAAGGCAGAAACAGUCAAGUUGAUUGACUUUGGCCUAGCAAGGAAAAUCAAAAACCAAUUGAACUUUCCCACUUCAGGCACUCCUGGCUACAUGGCUCCAGAGAUUAUCAAUUACAAUAAAGACAAACAAUAUGAUGAGAAAGCUGACAUCUAUAGUCUUGGAUGUCUGCUCUACAAAUUAUUAACGGGAGAAAAUCUGUUUAAUACAAAAUCAGCCAAAUAAACCGUAUAUCAAAUCAACAAAGAUGGGUAUUACGAAUUGAAGAAGCAACCUUCGCAUCCUGAAGUCAACUCGAUGAAGAUGGACCAGCUCUUUAUCUUAUUGCCUUAUAUGCUUGAAAUCGACCCAUCAAAUCGAUUAUCUGCUAAGAUUUGUCUCACUAUAAUAGAAGAGAUUGAUAAUAAUAAUCAAAACAUUGACAGACUUAUCAAGAAGAUUCUAGUUAGAAAGUCACUCAACACAACAACUAUUGAAGAAUAAAGGAGCUGUGAACGAAUAUCCAAAGGAAGGAUUGCCAAAUAAUCUAUUGAUGGAAUCUCUAAAAAAAGCUUGGAUGAACUCUCAAUCUUUACAAAAAAAGUUAUGGUUUAAAAUCAAUAAAAAGUCAUUCUCCCUCAUAAAAAGUAAGCUUGA